This is a messenger RNA of Sebastes umbrosus (honeycomb rockfish), 2158 nucleotides long. It is a transcript of the gene trnau1apb, whose product is annotated as tRNA selenocysteine 1 associated protein 1b. The transcript is spliced from 9 exons. Bases 150 to 1163 code for a protein of 337 amino acids. The record is from RefSeq and is a predicted model, not a curated record. Gene Ontology annotation, molecular function: RNA binding. Lineage: Eukaryota; Metazoa; Chordata; Actinopteri; Perciformes; Sebastidae.
GUUAGCUUCCGGUUAGUUUGAGUUGAACCGGAAGCGGAAGCAGUUGGAGCCGUUGUUGUUUAACGUGUUGAAACUUUUAACGUUGUUACAUUUAACUGUUUUUAAACACCACCGAUCCCCUCUAACCUCUACACCUCCACAUCUCCAGGAUGUUUAACAGACAGACCAGCCUGUGGAUGGGGGAUUUGGACCCAUACAUGGAUGAGAACUUCAUCAAGCAGGCAUUUAGCGCUAUGGGAGAAUCGCCCUUUGGAGUCAAGAUCAUCACUCACAGGAUAACAGGUGGUUCAGCAGGAUACUGCUUUGUGGAGCUGGCAGAUGAAGCGAGUGUCGACCGCUGCGUCCAACGACUGAACGGAAAACUGGUUCCCGGAUCAAACCCGCCCCGGAAGUUUAAGCUAAACUAUGCGACCUACGGUAAACGGCCAGAGGCAGGGCCGGAGUUCUCAGUGUUUGUGGGCGAUUUGGCCUCCGAGGUGGACGACUUCCAACUGCACCAAGUUUUCAAGAAGUACCUUUCCUGCAAGGGAGCCAAAGUAGUCACUGACCAGUAUGGGUACUCCAGAGGCUACGGCUUCGUCAAGUUUGGGGAGGAGGGCGAGCAGAAGAAGGCGAUCGAGGAGUGCCAGGGUACGAUGCUGGGGGGAAAGCCGCUCAGACUCAGUAUUGCUGUGGCAAAGAGCCAGAAGAUGAGCAACUACCACGGGGGCCAGGGCCAGAAUUACCAUAGCAACUACAGCCCGUCCCAGUCCAGUUACUACGGCAACCAGGGCAGCGGAGGUCAGGGGGGUUACUACUCUCAGUGGGGGGGCUACGACCAGUACAGCGGCUACAACAGCGGCGGCUACACCGGCGGCUACAACAGUGGCUAUAACAGUGGCUACAACUAUAACUAUGCGCCCUACGGAUACCCCCCACCGGGCCACGCGAUGCCACCACCUCCCAUGGGGAUGCCACCCACUGACAUGACGGGAGCUGCAGAGGGCCAUGAGGAGGGUGCUGAUGUAGAUGAAGAUAAUGUAGAAGAGCCCAUCCCUGAAUGUGACGUGGAGCAGUGGAACAAAGAUUUUAUGCAGCGCAGCGAAGAACUCUACGACGCCAUGAUGAGCUGUCACUGGGAACCCAUGGACUCUGUUAACUCCCCCAUCCCCUCCCUCUCCUGAUAAAUAUCCUGAUCCCUCCCUAAACCGUAAAUAUUUCAUUUUUUUUAUGAGUUUGUACUCCCCAUAAUCCACCACGUUGACACCUUAAAAAAGGGCCAGCUUCAGCUCGGUCUCAGUACUUCCCUAAGCCUGUCUAAAGGCUCCAGAGUACACACCGAUACAGGUACUUGUUCCUCUUCAAAACACUCAAAUAAGUACACACAAAUAUUCACUUGAUUUUAAUGUUUACCAUGUUGGUAAUAUUCAGAAAAGGUCGUUCAAUAAUCAGUGACGUUGCACCUGUGUAUUUUGUAUGAAUUCCUCUAUAAACCAGAGCUCUAAGCUGUGGGAUGAAGUAGUCUUCUCUGCUGUUGACUGGCAACGCAGUAGCUGUAGCAUCGGAAACUGAAUGUCACGUGUCAAUAUUUCACCAUUUAAAGAUCUCACGGAGGAACAAACUCCACUGUCCCUUCCCUUCUGUUGAUCCGUGUUGAAAUGGUGACACCAGCAAAAGCUAACUUGGCUCAUUGGAUAUGACCUCGACUUUUAAAAAUUUGCCUCCUGAAGACAGAUGUUCAAGCUACGCCUUAAUUGUCACUUGCCAUACACUUCCUCUUAGUCGAUGAUGAAUCUUGUUUCUACAGGACAUCGCUCUUUUUUGUUCAUUUUUUUUAUUGAAGGAAUUUUCCUCCGUUUGUUUAAAUUUUUCUGAUGAAGUAAAAGAACGAAAGGAAAGACGGUGACAUCGAGGUAACCCGACAGUAAUCAAUCAGUAAUUUAUCGCUGUUUUUCCAACACAAGGAGCUCAAAGUCUUUCUGUAUGAUAGAUGAAUGGUACAACCUCCCAGUGCUUUUGAGCGCUGUGAAACCGCCCUAAUGGUUUUGUGAGGUUGACGGCUGAUUUGCUGUAUCAGAUGUCAAGGCAGCGUUUAUUUUCUGCUGUCUGAUGGCUGAUUGUUUUGUAUAUAUUUUCUUUGUGGAGACGUUUUAUCAAUAAAACAAAUUUAGGAGGAGAA